GCAAGAGAGAGAGGAGGGAGGAGAAAGAGAGGGUGAGAUAAGACAAUAAGGCAGGUAGAGAGAGUGUUCGGGUGAGAUUGCAUCAGGCUGUCCCAACAAGAGGAGGAAACUGAAGAUUAGCCUUCGUGUAACAGCCAAUAGAGAAGACUUGUGCAAACAAACAACAAUAGAAGGAACAGAAGAAUAUCGAAGUAAUCCAACCGGAGUUAUAAAAGUUGUAAAAUGUCUCUAGUGGGCGCCUUGCCUUUCCUGAAACCGCGCCUAUCCCCUUCUGUUUCUCCUGGGCGCCAAAGAAGACACACAUUGCCAGCAAGCGAGUUCCGACCGCUCAACACGCAAGAUGCCAUCAGCGUGUUCGAAAUCGAGAAAGAGGCCUUUAUAUCUGUGUCAGGAGACUGCCCGCUCCACCUUGAUGAGGUGCGUCAUUUCCUCACGCUGUGUCCAGAGCUGUCCAUGGGCUGGUUUGAGGAGGGGAGACUAGUAGCCUUCAUCAUUGGGUCCCAAUGGGACCAGGACAGACUCACCCUAGACGCCCUAACUCUUCACAAGCCCAAAGGUUCCACAGUUCAUAUCCAUGUGCUGGCGGUCCACCGGACCUUCCGGCAGCAGGGCAAGGGCCCUAUCCUGAUGUGGCGCUACCUGCAGUACCUACGCUGCCUGCCCUAUGUGCGCCGUGCAGUGCUCAUGUGCGAGGACUUCCUGGUUCCCUUCUACCAGAAGUCUGGCUUCAAGGUGCAGGGCCGCUGUUCCAUCACGGUGGCAUCACUGACCUUCACAGAGAUGCAGUAUCCUGUGAGGGGCCAUGCCCUGAUGCGGCGCAACAGUGAAGCUAUUGGUUUUCCUCAGACUGUGUUAUUAUUGGAGGAACCGAUUCAGAGGAGUAAGUCUGCAUUGUUAUUGGAGGAACAGACUCAGAGGACUGAGCCUGAGUCUGCUGAUGUGUAAAUCUUUUUUUACUCAGUUAUAUAUUAGAUUCCUGUUGUACAUAUCAACUAUGAUGUAAAAUAAAGUGAUGUAAACAUUUACAUUUAUAUCUAAGAUGGUAGUCUAAAGUGCACACCAUACAUGCAUGACCAAUGCAGGGAGUCUUUAAGCUUUAUUACAAUGUUUUAAUUUCAGAUACCUAACGUAAUUUAAUAUGUGAAUAUUUCAAUGUUAACUAGCUACAUGCUAAUGAAUGUUAGAACAAAUAUUGUGUGACUUCUGUGUGAGAUUAUAUUUUUACUGCAAAUGUUACCGUUUUAUUUAUUGUAAGUUUUGUCUGAAGGUUUGGGUUGCAAGCCCCCUCCUCUCUGACGGUAUAUGGACUGACGUCACUGACUACCAGGCUUUAGCAGCUCAACCGUGCCUCUUUAUCUCUAUUAGUGGGCAUUAGGUAUACUGUAAACGUCUGAGGAUUUACAAGAGGAUCCUUUCAUUGGACUGCCAGUAGAUCUAGUGACUUAACAAGCCCAUUUUCACACAAUGACAAAAGUAGGCUACAUCCACACCAAUUUGGAUUAAUCUGUUACUGAAACUGUUUGUCUAUUAAUUUCCCUUUGGGUCAUAUGUGCAGAGCGUUAAUCAAACCAUGUAAUAUAUUUUCUUACUCUACCAGAACCUGUCUUACCCUUGAAACCAAUCAUAUCUUUAAUAAAUAUGUUUUUGUACUGUUUUUGUUAUUAAAAAAUAUAAUAAAGAUGAUAAUGUA
This is a messenger RNA of Oncorhynchus nerka (sockeye salmon), 1690 nucleotides long. RefSeq names its product serotonin N-acetyltransferase-like. Bases 223 to 945 code for a protein of 240 amino acids. Gene Ontology annotation, biological process: response to light stimulus; circadian rhythm. Gene Ontology annotation, molecular function: aralkylamine N-acetyltransferase activity. The record is from RefSeq and is a predicted model, not a curated record. Gene Ontology annotation, cellular component: cytoplasm. Lineage: Eukaryota; Metazoa; Chordata; Actinopteri; Salmoniformes; Salmonidae. The transcript has 4 exons.